Messenger RNA from Bacidia gigantensis, 1224 nucleotides. RefSeq lists its product as uncharacterized. Gene Ontology annotation, molecular function: nucleic acid binding. The transcript has a single exon. The record is from RefSeq and is a predicted model, not a curated record. Gene Ontology annotation, biological process: spliceosomal complex disassembly. The coding region runs from base 1 to 1224 and encodes 407 amino acids. Gene Ontology annotation, cellular component: spliceosomal complex. NCBI's taxonomy places the organism in Eukaryota, Fungi, Ascomycota, Lecanoromycetes, Lecanorales, Ramalinaceae.
AUGUCGUCAGCAGACCUCUCGUCCUAUGUCAAAUCGGACUUAGAUUUCUACGACCUCCUCGGAGUCUCCUACGAGUCCAGCCAAAAAGAACUCGACCGAGCGUGGCGAAAAACAGCGCUCAAAUACCAUCCUGACAAAGUUGGCGACAACGAAGCCGCUAAAGAAAAGUUCCAUCUUGCGAACAUAGCCUACGAGCUGUUAUCUGAUCCUUCAUGGAAGGAUACAUACAACAACGCAAGAAAUGCCAAAUUGCAGAGGCAGCGGCAGAAUGAGUUGUUUGAGGGCCGGAGACGGCAAAUGAAAGAUGAUUUGGAGGCUAGGGAGAGGGGUGUCAAGAGGCCCAGAGAUGAGGAGGAUGAUGAGGAAAAGAAGUUGGAAAGGGAGAUUAGGAGAUUGGCGGAAGAUGGGAAGAGGAGACGGCAGGAGAGGGAGGAUACAUUGAGGCGAGAGAUGAGAGAGGAGGAAGAGCAGAAGCACGCUGCUGCAGAGCUGAUCUUACAGAAUCUCAAAACGUCUACUCCUACAUUGGGACAAUCAGACGUGUCCGAAAUCGAUCGCACAAUCAAGGUCCGAUGGCCUAUCGAGGGAAAGGGAGGGGAUAUGACGGCGGAGUCGGUCAAGAAGCUUUUCUCAGAAUUUGGUCCCAUCGAGAGCGCCGAUUUAUUGAAUCCGAAGAUGCUGCGACUGACUGGCGCGAAGAAGAAGGAAAUGGCACUCACCUGCAUGAUACAAUAUAGGUCAGUUGUCGACGCCCAUGCCGCAGUGGAAGACUUUCCCGCGCAGUAUGGAGAAGAGUGGCAAUUAUACCGUUCGGUGCAAUGGGCUGCGAAUAAAGAGCCAGACAUUAUUAGUGGAAGUACUUGGAACGGUGUUUCUUCCCACGCCCCUUCGACACCACAGCGACCGACUACUACUACCCCAUCGAAAGAUUCAAAACGUUUCGACAGUCCCACUACAUCCGUCAAGCUCCCUCACGAGAACGGUAAUCCGCUGAACAAGAAGCCCUCUUUUGCAUCUUUCUCCGCCACAUCAACUGGUACCCCAAAAAACUCUCCUUUCGGAAAGGGACUUGGGUCUAACAGCCCUAGCCUAGAAGAGAUGACCAUUAUACGACUGAGGAAGUUGGAGCAGAAGCGACUGGCUGCUGAGAUCGAACGAGAGGAUGAGCGAGCUGAUGCUGCGCCAAAGGUUAAUGGAAAUGGAAAUGGAAACGGAAAUGCAUGA